AUGGGGAAGAAGAGUUCAUCUCGAGCCGUAUCGAGGGUAUCUUCUACCGCUGCCCCUUCCGCGGCCUCUGCGACUGUGAAUAUCAAGAAAUCGUCCAUCAUUCGCUCAGCCUUUUCCCCGUCAGAAUUCCAAUUGGCGCUCUUUGCGUCCGUCAUCCAGGGUCUAGAUGCGCACCAUAUCCGGAUACACAGCACUUCUUCGGGCCGUCUCCAGUGCGAGCAUGCGGUUAAUCCCAAGGAAUCAGUUACUUCUCUGGACUGGGGAUACUAUGGGGAAGCUUCGCGGGGUGACCAGCCGAUGAAAAAGAGGCGCAAGAGACAUUCUGGUGUCAAUGGUAUUGCUGCUGGAGCGGAAGACGAUGCGGGUGCCAUUGUCGUUGCGUUCGGUACGAGCACAUCUGAAAUUAGGAUGUAUUGCCCUUCCGAAGACAAGGUCACCGGUGUUCUUACCGGAGGACAUGAGAAGGGGAUCAGAGAUUUCAAAUUCACCCUAAAGAGGCCUGCGCAGGAAGGGUGGAGUAUUGGCGGUGAUGGGAAGCUAGUACAGUGGAAUUUGCGCAAGGGAAUUUACGUGAGAGUGAUUUCCUUACCGUCAACUUCCGUAUCUGCCCUGGCUCGACCAGUACCAGCAAACCCACCGGUACUAUGUGCUUCUCAAACACCCUACCUAAUCAGCCCACACGACGAGGCUACCAAUACAGAACCGUCAUUCAGUUCGAUGAAGAAUAUCGUUCAUUCUCUAAUCUCUUCUAACACCGACUACACCGAUCUAUCAGGGCCCUUCCUUGCCUCUGAUUCUGACCGCUAUAUCAACGUCUUCAAUCCCAAGCUUAAACAGCUUCUUGGCUCAUUGGUUGCGGAUAAGGAAAUAGACCUAGUUUCCCUAUAUCCUGGUUCUCACAAAGGGAGCAACGAGAGCGAAAACUCAGGCCAGAAACAACAGCUAGCUGUUGUCACUCGUGAUGGCGCAAUUGAGAUCUUCUCCAACCCUUUCCAUAAAUUUGGUGACAGCUCUGCCUCCAGUACCGCUGGAGCCAGUCUCAAAUCGCUCCGAAAAUCCAUGACCCGUCGGCCAGACGCUGUCAUAAAGCUGGUUAAGCCCGAUAAAACACGCUCACCUGUUCCCGUGGUCUCCGUGUGCUUUGAUGGUGCAGACCUAGUGGUUGUUUGGGUUGAGGGAGGCAUAGACCUGGUUUUUGAUAGGAUACCGUGGCUUGAUGAAACAACGCAGGAGCUGAUGUACAAUGGUGAAACGGAGUUGGUGCGCGGCAAGUCUUCCUCUAACAUUGGUAACGCUAUGAUGAACGGUGUCAAGGAUCUAGGCAAGACUCAUGUGGAUGAAAGCCAUGCCAUUGUCGAGCAAGGCGGAUUCGCCGAAGGCGUCGAUGAUGAGGCAGAGGAGGACGAAAAGUCAGAAAACGACGAUGACUCAGAUGAAGAGCUGGACGAUGCAGACCCAACUUCCAAUGCCCUAACAAAUACCAAUGAAGAUGUUGAAAUGGCAGACCACACAGAUGCGGAGGAUGCAGCUGAACCCUCGUUUGGCGAGCUUCUGGCUUCUGCUCCCCAGACCAUCAGUGUCUCCGCAGACUUUAUGGACAAGACCUCCCUGCUUCAAUCAAAAGCUCUCCCCACAGAAUCUCAUCAGCUCCCUGCCGGCCUCUCCCUAGCAACUGUCCUCUCUCAAUCUCUCAAAACAAACGACAACACUCUACUAGAAUCUUGUUUCCAUACAAAGGACAUGGCUAUAGUAAAGACAACCGUUCAGCGGCUCGAUUCAUCCCUUGCAGCUACCCUGUUGCAAAAACUAGCUGAGCGUCUGUCCACUCGUCCAGGUCGGUACGGACAUCUACUAAUGUGGGUACAAUGGACAUGUAUUGCCCAUGGUGGCUCCAUCGCCUCCAACAAAAGUGUUCUCAAGAAAAUCAGUUCACUGUUCAAAGUCAUGGAACAGCGUUCAGCAAGUUUACCUUCCCUCUUACUUCUGAAGGGAAAGCUAGAUAUGCUUGAGGCCCAACUCGCAUUGAGACAAAGCCUGCAAGGCCGAGAUGGCCGUGUCAUUGAUCCUGACGAAGAACGAGUUAUCUACGUUGAAGGACAAGAAGAUAUAGCUGAUGAAGAUGACGAUGACGCAGAAUCAAUGCAACUUGUUGCCGAAGAUGAACAUGUUCCCAGCCGUAAGGACGCCCGCGGUAUCCUAGAGGAUAACAUGUUUGCGGACAAAGAUGGCGACGAAGAUAUGCCCAUGAUGAAUGGCGUCGAGUCCGACGAAGAAGGGGGACAAGACGAUGAAGAUGAGGAGGAGGAACUUCUCGAUGUCGAGGCAGAAGUCUCCGACGAUGGUGAAGAUGAGGAUGACGACGAAGAGGAAGAUAGUGAUGAAGAGCCCAACUAUGAAGAAGAAGCAAGUCUGUUGGAGUUCCUUGCUAAUUCAGACGAAGAGUCUGAAGUAUCUGAUACCCCUGCCACAAAAUCGAAGAGUAAGUAA
Molecule: messenger RNA, 2487 nt
Organism: Trichophyton benhamiae CBS 112371
Lineage: Eukaryota; Fungi; Ascomycota; Eurotiomycetes; Onygenales; Arthrodermataceae
Product: small nucleolar ribonucleoprotein complex component (Utp5), putative
Exons: 2
Coding region: 1-2487 (828 amino acids)
Biological process (GO): maturation of SSU-rRNA from tricistronic rRNA transcript (SSU-rRNA, 5.8S rRNA, LSU-rRNA)
Cellular component (GO): nucleolus
Molecular function (GO): protein binding
Source: RefSeq, a predicted model, not a curated record